This is a messenger RNA of Symbiodinium natans, 1587 nucleotides long. NCBI's taxonomy places the organism in Eukaryota, Dinophyceae, Suessiales, Symbiodiniaceae. The record is from the annotation of a GenBank genome assembly.
AUGUCCCGGCUCCCUCGGCAUCUUUUGCUUGCGGCACUGUGCUGCACUUCAGGCGAGUGCGGUGAGACACUCGAACCACUGGUGUGGGAUGAUGCUUGCGUGGUGAACGCAUCUUUAGAGGAUUGUGGCACUUCUUUGCGCCAGCUCCGUGCCUCGACGAGGGGCAGGCCGAGGAGUCCUGCCGGUGAGCGCUAUCUCGAGCUCGUGGACACUUUCCUGGAGCGCCAGCCACGGCAGUCAUUCUUAAAGAAUGGCGCAGGUCUGCUGCAGACCUUUGGGGCCUCCCUGGGGGGUGGUGACUGCGGCGACCUGUGUGCGCUGCCUGCCCCUUGCCCGGAGUUCGGCGUCUCCAAGCGCUGCCGAUAUGAUGUCUACGACAACGCCGUGGCUGCCAUCUACCUGACGAAACGGGGCAAGCUCGUCGCCGCGCGGGGCAUUCUCGAUGCGUUUUUGCACUUGCUCUAUCCGCCGCAGGAAAUCCCGCAUCUGUCCUUCGGCGAGCGUGACGGCUUGCCCUCAGGCAGAUGGCUGACACUCAUCGGCUCGUCUUACACUCACAAGGAGGUGAAGGCGGGCAGCUACUACGGCAAGCAUGUUGUGGACGGCGGCGUCGACACAGGAAACAAUGCCUGGGUGGCUCUGGCACUAGCGAACUUUGCUGCAGCGUCGGGCGAGCAGUGCUACUUGGUGGCCGCACACGACAUCCUGAAAGCGCUGAAGCGCACGGCCGUGUGCAAGGACAAGCUGCUGGGAUUCAUGGCCAAGCUGAGGCCGUACCCUGCAAACUAUCGCUCGACCGAGCACAACAUCGACAUGUACGCCUUGGCAAAGGUCCUGGGUGACGAGGACGCUGCCAACCGCGCCCGCGUGUUCGUCCAGGAGAUGUUUGGGUACAACACAAGGUAUCCGCAGUCCUUUGCCAUGGGCACCGAUGGUGAAGUGCCCUGCGAUGUCACGUUCAUGAAGACAGCCGUACCUGCAGAUGGCGUGUUCUGGAACUUGUUGGCCGGAGCAGAGCCCGCCAGAGAGCGCAAGACAGCGGCGGUGGCGGCCGCGCUCCAGUCCAUAGAGGACGAGGGCCUCCUCACCUGGGACGAGGAUGUCAUUGGCAAUGCGACCGGCAGCCGUGCAGAAAAUCUGCGUGGCAUGCGCUUUACAAACUGGGGCAAUGGCGUUCAGUGGGAGAACACAGCAGCUGCGGUGAUGGCAUUGCUCGAAUCGCACAAAGAGUUCGACGAUGGCUUGUCGGAUGUAGAUGUCCAUGAAGAGAUCGGACGCAUGCGGCAGUCUCUUCUUACCCUGUUGGACACGUAUGGUGCAGUUCCUGCUUCCGUGCUCGGUGGCAACAUUCAGGCAUGGAAGAAGAAUGAGCAUCAUCGGACAUUCCCUGGUGGCAGCGACACAGGCAUAGGUUGGACCUACUACCGCUACCCUCACGUUGCCGCAACUGCUUGGGCCGGCCUUCUGCUGCUCUACCAGUUCGACAACGAAACCCAGGUGAAUGGGAAUGCCAACCCGUACAGCCCGCCAGACCCGCCGUUGCCCAGGAUGCCCAGCGUGUCGGACUUGAGCUGCCUGGCUCGAUGA